AUGGGAACCUUACCCAUGCGCAGCAACUCGAUAGGAACAAAUCCUCGUCUACAAAAAUGGAGCCGGGCGUUAGGUGGGGGUGCUAGCGGUGCGGCGGCGGCGGUGGUGCAGGUGCUGUCUCUCAUGUGGCUUCGGACCACGAUGAACUAUCAGUACAAGAACGGGGGCUCUACCAAGGAAGCCCUCCAGACGCUAUGGGAAGAAGGGGGACUUUCGAGGCUGUACCGAGGAGUGUCUUUCGCGCUGGUGCAAGGCCCUCUUAGCAGGUUUGGGGAUACGGCCGCAAACGUGGGAGUCCUGGCCUUGCUGGAGGCAUUUGAGUCCACUCGAUCGUUGCCACUGCCGGUCAAGUCGGCGGCGGGGAGCCUCGCUGCGGGAUUGUGGCGCAUCGGCCUCACGCCAAUAGACGCCUACAAGACCACUUUGCAGGUUUCCGGGGCUGAGGGAACCAAGCUCCUGGCGGAGAAAGUGGCGGCGAACGGACCUACCGUCCUCUUCGAGGGUGCCUUAGCGACCGCCUCGGCUACAUUUGUCGGACACUAUCCCUGGUACUUCACGUACAAUUCGUUGGGAGCGUGGCUGCCCCCGGCUCCAUCAGGGGAACCGCUGCUCAAGCUUGGGAGACAGGCCCUUCUCGGGCUGUGUUCUUCUUGCGUGUCGGACUGCUGCAGCAACUCCAUCCGCGUGAUCAAGACGACCAAGCAGACCGCGCCGAUACCGCUAUCCUACCCGGAAGCUUUGAAGCAGGUCUUGGACGACGACGGUGUGCCGGGUCUCUUCUUGCGAGGUCUCCAGACGAGAAUCCUCGUCAACGCUCUCCAAGGGGCCUUGUUCGCGGUUGCGUGGAAGUAUUUCCAGGAGCUGUUGGCAAGCGGCGGGGGCGCUUGA
Molecule: messenger RNA, 888 nt
Organism: Ectocarpus siliculosus
Lineage: Eukaryota; Phaeophyceae; Ectocarpales; Ectocarpaceae
Source: the annotation of a GenBank genome assembly